Acyrthosiphon pisum (pea aphid) is the source of this 3641-nucleotide messenger RNA. RefSeq names its product Crk proto-oncogene, adaptor protein (gene Crk). Lineage: Eukaryota; Metazoa; Arthropoda; Insecta; Hemiptera; Aphididae. Gene Ontology annotation, biological process: cell migration; enzyme-linked receptor protein signaling pathway. The coding region runs from base 604 to 1407 and encodes 267 amino acids. The record is from RefSeq and is a predicted model, not a curated record. Gene Ontology annotation, molecular function: receptor tyrosine kinase binding; signaling adaptor activity. Gene Ontology annotation, cellular component: cytoplasm. The transcript has 7 exons.
GGCGGACUUUGGAAUCGUAAUUCGGUAGGUACCUACAACUAACGCGGCGUUUAUGCGUUUCGUUUUCCUGAUUGUAUUAUUAUUUUUAUUUAAUUUCAAAACUGUGUUAGACUAGCGCCGGCGGUGUACAAAAACCGAAUACGUGCACAUUACAUAUCAUAUUAAUUACUUUUAUUAUUACUGUUCGAUUCAAGACAACGGAACCACCGCCGCCGCCGUCAUCAUCAGCAUCAUUUUGAAUCAAAAAUCGGCAUUGUUUACUCCCCUCAUCGUGUGCGCUGACCGCUGUUCCGUUGGGUUAGUUUAGCGUGUUCGGGCGCUAAGUACUUGAAGUUUUUGAUUUCGUUCUUCUACACUGCCUUAGACGAAAUCACAGUUAUCAGACUUUGGACUGUCCUGGUCAAAAAGACGUUCUUCAUUCGAGUUACACGCAAUGGCAUGACCGCACAUCAUAUCGUCGUUCUUUAAAGUUUCUCGUUGGCCGAUUUGGAUUUCAACAGCCAUGCAAAUAUAAACAAGCUGAUCAAAAACAAUACUAUGAUUUUACUUUUUAUUUUAUUUCAAACUUUAUUUGUGUAGUAAUCAGUAAAAAAUAAUUUUAACAUGGCUGCACAUUGUUUUGAUCCUAAUAACAAAGCCAGUUGGUAUUUCGGACAAAUGUCACGUAUUGAAGCUUCUGAUCUAUUGAUGGGUGAACGAGAAUGUGGAACAUUUUUAAUUAGAGAUAGCCUCAGUAUUCAAGGAGACUAUGUGCUAUGCGUGAGGGAAGACAGCAAAGUUAGUCAUUACAUUAUCAAUAAAAUACAAGAACAUAAUGAAACGAAGUAUAGAAUUGGUGAUCAGAUGUUUGCUGAUUUGCCUAGUUUAUUAGCAUUUUAUAAAUUACACUACCUUGACACUACUCCUCUCUUGAAACCUGCUGUUAAACCAAUAGAAAAAGUUGUUGCCAAGUAUGACUUCGUUGGAAAUGAUCAAGAUGAUCUACCAUUUAGAAAGGGAGAUAUUUUGACAAUUCUUGUAAAAGACGAAGAACAAUGGUGGACAGCUAAGAAUAUUAUGGGUCAAAUGGGUUCUAUUCCAGUUCCAUAUGUUCAAAAAUAUGAUGGAAAUCCACCAUUACCAAUAAAAGACAGUAAUCAAAUUCCUGGAUCUAAUAAUGAGUCAACAUUAAGGCGGUCUAGUCUUCAAAAAAAAUUACCAGCUCUAGCUAGAGUUAAACAAGUCCGUGUACCAAACGCAUAUGAUAAGACAGCAUUAAAACUUGAAAUUGGAGAUAUAAUCAAAGUAACAAAAACUAAUAUUAAUGGUCAAUGGGAAGGAGAGCUAAAUGGUAAAACUGGACAUUUUCCAUUUACUCAUGUGGAAUUUGUGGAUUCUGAAAUGAAUGAUUGUAUAAGUGACAGUUAAUUUAACAAUUUUUAUGGCUUCUUAGUUCUCUUAGCUAUUAUUUAAUUAUUUUUUAAAUAUAUAUUUCUUAAAUGGCAACUAACUAGGUAGGUUAAUACAGAUAUAUUUUAUUAUAAUGAAUCAUUGUAUGUUUAAUUCAUUAAAAUAGAGUUUUAUCUACUUAAUUGAAAAAAACAAGUAGACUUGUACCAGACAACUUUGUAAUGUAAAGAUAUUUUGAAUUGUAUUUUUAAUAUGUGAAAUAUACUGUAUUGCAUUAAUUGUUUAAUAAAGUAUCAGCAAGCCAAACAUAUCAAAAUUAAAAGUUUAUUAAAGUAAAUUUAAUAUAAUAUUAUUUAUACAUAAAUUAGUGCCGGUACAACUGAAUAAUUUACAAUAUUGACUACAGUCGAAUCCGCUUAAUUGGAACACAUUGGGCAGUGACCUAUUUGUCCCCAUUAUCCCGACUGCCCCGAUUAACCUAAGAAUUUUACAUACAAUACAUUCAUUUGGGACUGUCUUUUAAGUCCCUAUUAAGCAGGUGUCCCCUUUAAGUGGAUUUUGAUUGAUGUAUUAGCCUUUAUUUAGAAAAAAAAAUAACUGACCAAUAAUUAGAUAGAUAAUUAGUUUAUAUGACCAACUAACCAAACAAAUUAGUCAGUUAAUGACUAACAAUUAAAUAUGUAAUUUGAGACCAACAAAUAAAUAUGAGUAGUAGUUAAUUAAAUGAUGAUAUUUACUAGUGAAAAUUUAAAAUAUAUUUUUCAUUUUUCAAAUCAACUAACAAUAUUAUUAUUAAAAUUGUUUUACAUUUAUAUACAUUUAUAUUUAUAUAGUCCAAUGCUUGAAAACUCAUAAAUCAUAUUAUUGUUGAUUACUUAUAUUAGUCUUUAUGCCAUAAAUCUGAAAUGUUAAUUAAGGAAAUAAAAAACCCAUAAUAUAUCAGUCAUAAAACAUAUAUUACCUCCGACCAACAAUACUGAAACUAAUAUGACAUUUUAAUUAUUUCAGUAUAAACUGUAUAUAAUAUAAAUGCUUUAUUUUUUUUCACUUAUUUAAAAGUUUAUUUUUUUAACAUCCAAUAUUUAUGCAUGUUAUAAUUGUAAAUUACACAAAUUAAGAAUAAUGCUUAAAUCUUUAUUGCAAAUUCUAAAUAUUUAUUAAUAUUACUGUUGUUUGUUAGGUAAUAUGAUAUUGAGCAAUUAUGAUUAUUUUUAUCUUUAUCUUUAACCAUAAUUCUCAAUACGUAUGUUCUUUGUUUUUUUACUUUUAUUAAAAGAAUAGCCCGUGUUGUAGGAAAGAAGUUCUUUAAUGUUAAAAAUGUUAAACAAAUUACUAAAACUCCUCAGGUACUGAUCAUGUUGGAUCAGCUUGUCAAUGCUUGGUGCAACUUAAAAACAAUUACAUCAAAACAUAAUAUUACAAUUUAAUUAUUCAUCAACAUUUGGUUAACACUUUCCACAUUAAUAAAUUUAAUUUUUUUAGAACCAGCCAUUAUUAGUAUGAUGAUGUUCAGUCCAGUGGCUCUAUGUCAUACCUAGAAUUUAUAUUUAUAUUUUUUUAAGAUUCCCAGACAUUGUCAUACAAAACUUAAUAUCUUAUAUAUUAAAUAAUUGUGUUUAUUAAACAAUAAAAUGUAUUUGUAUACUUAGAAAAUGAACAGAAAAACAGUAAUAAAAUCAUUUUUUUUGGACUGCUUCCUUGAAUAAAUCCUGGGUGUGCCACUAAUUCAUGUAGAGAAUUCAAGGAAGGUAAUAAAUAUAGUACAAAAAAUAAAAAUAUAAGUAGUAGUGGUAGUAUGCAUUAAAGUUUACUAAUCUGAUCGACCAUUUUGACAUACAUUUAUAAAUAUAUACCUAGCAAUUUUUAUAAAAAUUAACUACCAAUAUUUUAAUUAUAAAUAAUUAUUAUAUUAAAAUUUGUAUGUUUGGCGAUUGUAAUUAUUUUAUUUUUUUUAGCCUCGACAUCCAUAGCCAUUAGCUUUUUUUACAUAUACUUUAACUUACAUUAGUUUGCAUUAUACAGUAUAUUAUAUUUUUUUAUUAGUCAUAUAAUAUGUGGCUUACAAUAAUUUAUCUAGUUUUGAGUUGUUAAGAAAGAUGAUCAGCUGUUGUCUAUUGUCUAGUGUGAGGGCUUCCAACAGAAUACUGAAAAUUCUCUCUUUUUGUCUCUGAUUGCAAUUACUAUAAAUUAAAUAAUAAUUUAUCAUUUUUUUAUGUGUUGUCAAUUGAAAUAAAAAUAACAAAACCGACAAA